Molecule: messenger RNA, 4065 nt
Organism: Phycodurus eques (leafy seadragon)
Lineage: Eukaryota; Metazoa; Chordata; Actinopteri; Syngnathiformes; Syngnathidae
Gene: nr2f5
Product: nuclear receptor subfamily 2, group F, member 5
Exons: 4
Coding region: 331-1575 (414 amino acids)
Biological process (GO): regulation of transcription by RNA polymerase II; cell differentiation; anatomical structure development
Molecular function (GO): zinc ion binding; RNA polymerase II cis-regulatory region sequence-specific DNA binding; nuclear receptor activity
Source: RefSeq, a predicted model, not a curated record
GGGGUGUGUGUGUGUGUGGGGUGGGGUGGGGUCGGGUGAGAGACUCCUUUUCCCGGGACGCCGGUUCCACGCGGAGGACGUGUUUAUGGAUCCGCGCGCGACCGUCGGCAGCACCCGGACAUCAUCCGCCGCUCACCGGACGCCCCUCGGUCAUGACUCGCCGCUUCUGCCCCGCUUGUGAACUUUGAUCCAGAAAAUUCUGUUGUUGUUUUUUUCCCCUCUCUUACCCCCUCCCCCCCUCCCCCCCCAACCACCCUCCUCAUUUUUCGUCCUUCCUCCUGCGUCCUAAAAAAAAAAAAAAAAAAAAAAAGUGCGUGUGGGGGGGAUAGCAUGGCAAUGGUAGUAAACCAGUGGCCAGAGAACAUUUCCGCCGACCCGGGCUCGCAGCUGCAGAUUUGCGGGCAGGAUCCCGGCGGCGGCGGCGGCGGCGGCGGCGGCGCGCCCGGGACGCCCGCCGGCUCCACGCCGGGCGCCGCGGACGCGCUGUCCGCGGACAAGCUGCAAGCCAACGUGGACUGCAUGGUGUGCGGGGACAAGUCGAGCGGCAAGCACUACGGCCAGUUCACGUGCGAGGGCUGCAAGAGCUUCUUCAAGCGCUCCGUGCGCCGCAACCUGUCGUACAGCUGCCGGGGCAACCGCGACUGCCCCAUCGACCAGCACCACCGCAACCAGUGCCAGUACUGCCGCCUCAAGAAGUGCCUCAAAGUCGGCAUGAGGAGAGAAGCCGUCCAACGAGGACGCACGUCCAACUCUCAGAGCAGCCCGGGCCAGUACCUGAGCAACGGGGGCGACCCGUACAACGGCCAGCCGUACCUGUCGGGUUUCAUCUCGCUGCUGCUGCGCGCCGAGCCCUACCCGACGUCGCGUUACGGCGCGCAGUGCAUGCAGGGCAACAACCUGAUGGGCAUCGAGAACAUCUGCGAGCUGGCCGCACGUCUGCUCUUCAGCGCCGUCGAGUGGGCCAAGAACAUCCCCUUCUUCCCGGACCUGCAGCUCAUGGACCAGGUGGCGUUGCUGCGCAUGUCGUGGAGCGAGCUGUUCGUCCUGAACGCGGCGCAGUGCUCCAUGCCGCUGCACGUGGCGCCCCUGCUGGCGGCGGCCGGCCUGCACGCCUCGCCCAUGUCGGCCGAGCGCGUGGUGGCCUUCAUGGACCACAUCCGCGUCUUCCAGGAGCAGGUGGAGAAGCUCAAGGCGCUCCAGGUGGACACGGCCGAGUACUCGUGCCUCAAGUCCAUCGUGCUCUUCACGUCCGACGCGAUGGGUCUGUCGGACGUGGCCCACGUGGAGAGCAUCCAGGAGAAGUCCCAGUGCGCCCUGGAGGAGUACGUGCGCAACCAGUACCCGAGCCAGCCCAACCGCUUCGGCCGGCUCCUCCUGCGUCUGCCGUCGCUGCGCAUCGUGUCGUCGCCCGUCAUCGAGCAGCUGUUCUUCGUGCGGCUGGUGGGCAAGACGCCCAUCGAGACGCUGCUGCGCGACAUGCUGCUGUCGGGCUCCAGCUACAACUGGCCCUACGUGCCCGCCGCCGUGCCCCGCGAGAGACCCAUCUCGCUGCACUACAACGACAACGGGCCCUGAGGCCGCACCCGCGCCCGGCCCCCGGCGGGGCGUUUCUCGUUGACCCGGACGAGGGCUCGCCCGAAAAAAUACAUAAAUAAAUACAAAAUUUUUAAAAACUGGACGAAAGCAGAGAGCCAUGAAAACCGCAAGCCAUUUAAAACAAAACUAGAAUUGAAAAAACUAAAAGUCUCUUUGGACCUUUUUGCCAAGGUUUUAUUGUGUGUUUAUACAACAGAGAGAAACGUCAUGAUUGUGUCCACAUGUACAGUAUAUCGUCUACUCAUAGCACAGCGGGAUUCCACUUGGGUGGGGGGGGGGGGGGGCAGUUCAGGCUCUAAAGUGGGUGACUAGAUGGGCAUGGGCCAAAAAAACAGGAAAAAAUGACAUUUAUCAUGCCAAAGUCAAAUUCGACGUUUUUUAAAACACAUUUUUAGGGGGGUGGGGGUGGUAAACACGGUGGGCUAGCGGUUGUGAGGUUCAGGGUUCAAUUCUGGGCUUGAGUUUACAUGUGGGUUUUCAACAGCCACGUUCCAAAAAGGCGCACGUUGGAUUCAUCGAAGACAGUGUAAAUAAUAAAUCAGAAUUUCCUUUGUUUAAGCAGGUAAACAAUUGAGACCGGUUUCUCACGUUCGAGGCAAUUUGGGGUUCGGUGUCUUGCCCGAGGGCACUUCGGCAGCAGACGGUCGGCGCUGGGAUUCCAACUGCCGACCCGUUGAAGACUAAAUUUUGCAAAGGUGGGAAUGUCUGUUUGUCCAAAUGUGCUCUGCGAUGGUCUGGUACCCCGCUUCUCUCGCCAAAAUUCCAUUCAGCUUCAUUGAGGACUCCAAAUUCUUGCUAUCUACCAACAUGAGUACUAAUUUGGGGUUUUGCAAAAGUGCCCCGCCAUCAGCCGGCGAGUGGCGACUAAUCCAAGGUGUACCCCGCUUUUGUCGACAAAAGUCCAUUUAGGUCGAUUGAAGACUGGAAAUUGCCCUUUGGUGCAAGUGUUCUUUGUCUCCACUACAAAACUCAAAAUCAUACUGAGAAUAUUUUUACUUGACAUAAGUACAAAAAAAUUUGCCAGUGCAGUAAGAAAGAAAGAAAAAAACUACUCCACUGAUUUUUUUUGUUUUUUUCUUUUUUUUUACAUAUUUCAAGUACAAAUGUGCUUGAAACAGGUAACAAUUCUAAAAAAUCACCUGAUCGAUUAAUCGUUUCUCGUGAUUAGGGAGUAUUCGAUUAACGGUUUCGUCCACUCUAUAAAAAUGUCUAUAUAGCGAUUAGAGAGUAUUACGAACGCAAUCGCUGCGUUUGCAAUCAUUCAUCAUUUCCGACUCCCCACAAUGAAAAAACUCAAAAGCGUACCACCAAUAUUUGUUCUAUUUCUAGUCAAAUUAGUCCAAUUAAAAUAAGAGAGGAACUUAAAAAGUCAAUUGUUUUAAGACACUUUUUACUUGUAUCAAGCUCAUUUUUACUUGAAAUACUGUAAGUAGAAAAACAAUUGCCAGUGGAGUAAGAAAAAAAAAAGUCUCCGCUGGAAAAAAGAAAUCGACUUAUUUCAAGUAAAAUUGAGCUUGAAACUAGUUAGAAUGUCUUUAAACAAUUGAACGUGUUUAGGUGAUGUCUUAUUUUAAGUGUAAUCAGACUAUUUUUAAGACUUUUGACUAGAAAUGUGACAAAUAUUCCUGAUAAGAUUUAGUUUUUAGUUUUUGCAGUGUGGGCACUGCUUUUCUUCCCAAAAGUCAGCUAGUAGCUAGCUAGUAGCUGUAAAUUGCCCAUAGGUGUGAAUGUGAAUGUUUGUUCGUCUAGCUGCCCUGCGAUUGGCUGGCGAUCAUCGCAGGACGUACCCGCCAAAACCAAAUCCAAAUAAAAAGCCAAGGCACUUGCAUGGCGAAGCUGAUUUGAGAAGCGCAGCCAACGGAAACUCCUCACGCUCAUUUUUCUACGUUACCAUUGUCGCCAAUGGCGCUUUUUGGGGGAGGGGCUUUUGUUUAUUCCGGGUUGGUGGGUGGUUUUCCGAAAUGACCUGUACUUGCCUUCGAACAAAAAAAGACUUUGUCACAUUUAUCUUAUGACUGUGCCAUAAUCUGUCGUUACCUGUUAUAACAGGUAUUAAGUCCAACAACAACAACAAAAUCGGAGUUUAUCAGAGUUUAUCGGCGCUUAUAUAUCGGAGCGUGGAGUGUGUCACUAAUGUGUGAAAACAAGUCUUUAUUACGUUCUGAUACGGUUCUCAUCCUGAUCCCGCUCGGACUUGUGGCCGUGACUUUUAGCGUAGGACUAGUUUCAAGUUGUCCGUCCUCCCGCUCGUCUUCGCUCGCGGUGGGAAAGAAACUUUGAGAAGAUUUGGCAACAGACAUUUCCGACACGGCGCUCGCUGUGUUCUCAGCGUUUCGGAGAAACCGUUGAUUGUCGUCCGUGUUUUUGGUGGUUGAUGACGUGACACAAAUGUUCCUGGGAGUUUGUUUUUACGAAAACCACAAAUGGACGAUCCCAUUUAUUGAAAUAAAAUUUUGUUGUUCACACUGA